AUGUUUCGGUUUUCAGGGAAGUGCUUGAUGGCAAGGACCCUUGGACUUCUUACCUCCUAUGGUCUCCCUGACGGCUUUCAAUAUUUCGAACACAAGGUCGCCGACAAGGAUAUUCACGCUAACUACGAGAAUCUGGAGACUCUCAAGUUGACCCUAACCCGGCAAGAUGAGUUUAUUUUUAGUGAAAAGCCUGUGAAGUGUGUUACCAUUGCUGGCAGCAACGGCGAAUGUGGUAUUUAUCCUGGCCACGCCUAUAAAAUCAUUCGGUUAAUUCCAGCUCCUAUUCAUGUGGAAUUAAGCAAUGGAACGAUCCAAAAGUUUUUCGCGAGCGGUGGCUUUGCACACGUAAAUAACGAAGGAUCGUGCGAUAUUAACUGCACCGAAUGCAUCCCUUUUUCGGAGCUCGAUCUUGGCGCGGCGGAAAAGGCACUCGCGGAGCAAAACACACUUCUUUCUUCGUCGAAGGAUGAAAAGUCUAAAUCGAUAGUUGAAGUUCGUAUUGGUGUUAUAGAGGCAGUUAUUCAAGCCCUUCGUAGUCACCAGUAG
Molecule: messenger RNA, 546 nt
Organism: Phytomonas sp. Hart1
Lineage: Eukaryota; Euglenozoa; Kinetoplastea; Trypanosomatida; Trypanosomatidae
Source: the annotation of a GenBank genome assembly